Malania oleifera is the source of this 1814-nucleotide messenger RNA. RefSeq lists its product as uncharacterized. Lineage: Eukaryota; Viridiplantae; Streptophyta; Magnoliopsida; Santalales; Ximeniaceae. The record is from RefSeq and is a predicted model, not a curated record. The transcript has 6 exons. Bases 379 to 1644 code for a protein of 421 amino acids.
AAAAGGCCAAACGAAACGAAACGAAACGAAACAAAACAAAUCAAUCAGUCUCGAGUCUGACCUCCCGCGUCACUCGCAGCGACCCUGACCUAGAAUGGGAAAUGGUGCUCCACACUUGAUACUCCUUCCUUGGCCAGCUCUGUGUGUAGGGUUUCGACGCUCCACAACUUCAAUCUCUAUCCAUUUUCUCUCUCUUAAAAUCCAGAGACAAAGAUGGCUCGGGCGGCUCUCUUUGUUUGGUUGCUGAGAAAAUUUAAACAAUUUUUACUUCUGGAUUUUGGUUUUCCCCUUAGAGCUCAAUUGGACAGAGCUACACCCAUCUGGUUUUGUUGGAUUAAGAGGGUUCAUUUUGUAUGACCUGGCCUAUUAUUCAACAUUAUGCAUGCAAUAAAAGGUGGCUGGGUUGGGCAAACAUUUGCGUUGGCUAAAUGCAAUGAUUCUGGCGCAAAGAAGUCCCGGAUUCGACGUUCAAAAGAGGAAAGGAAGGCAAUAGUUGAAUCCUUUAUAAAGAAAUAUCAAAAAUUGAAUGAUGGGAGUUUCCCAUCACUUAACCUCACCCAUAAGGAAGCUGGUGGGUCUUUCUACACAAUUCGGGAGAUUGUCCGAGAAAUAAUUCAAGAAAAUAGAGUGUUGGGACCUGCUAAGUUGAUUCCAGAAGAGCAGAACACCAAUCAGUUCUUGGAACAAGAUCCUUUGAGAUCAAUUUCCAUAGAACCUCAAACUCAUCUGUUGGUAUCUUCAGAUGAUACUCAUACCAUGCCUGAUCAUCAACAGGAUUCAAGUGAAGUGUUGACUUUAAAUUCUAGAAGGGAGUUUACUGGACCUGAACAUCAGAGGUUUGACAAUGGAGUGAUAAUUAACGGGAACUGGGCAGAGGAGAAAAUUGAAGAAUCUGAUAAGUUUUUAAAUAAAGCAUUGGAAGUAAGCGAAACUCUAGAAGCAACAAAAAAUGUCAAAGAAUUGGAAGCGUCUACAGCUAAAGUAACUAGCAUAACAGCAGGUGUGAUAGUGGAGACAUUUCCAAUAAGGUCUGCUGUUAAGCCAGUGGAAAGUUUGGAAGGAAGCCCAAAUGAAGCAUGGAACUCAACUGGAAAUUUGGAAGAAAAAGAGACUGAAAAUAUGGGACUGGAACUUGGAAAUGGGGGUUCAUUUUUGGAUACAAAGGGCUCCGUGAUGAAUUGUUCUUCAUUGGUGGAUGAGAAAGCAGCAACAAAGCUUGCAGUUCCGUUGCCAGACAUGCAAACCAGUUGGGUGGAUGAGGAUGCAGAGGCAAUUCAUGGAGAUCCAACGUUGGAAAGCUCAUGUUGCUCUGCAACUGAAAAUGGUGUUGUGCAUUAUAUUCAGGACAGCAGUGCUCUUGAAGUUGAGCCUAUAUAUGCCCCAAAUGGCACAAAUACCAGCAGUCUUAGUGCAACUGAUUCAAGCAGUAGCUGUGGGGACUCAAUUUCGAAAGAAGUGACUCUGGCUGAAAAUGAAGCUGAAGUUUGUGGGAACUCCCUGGAAGAAAGUAAUUCGACUUUAGACAGAAUCAAUCUUGAAUCAUGGGCAGGAGCAUCUACAAAAUCUACCAAGCCAGAGACCAACCCCAUUUUGGCAUUUUUUAAAGUGUUCAUGGAUGCCUUUGUGAAAUUUUGGUCUGAAUAAUUUCUCUCAGGGUGUAUUUUCUUCUUGUUUCUGUUUCUAUGGAGUGGUUGAAGAGCAUUAAACCACCAGCACAGGGCGUGAUAUUAUUAUUUUUUUUUCGCAUUUCAUAACACCGGUUGAAGUUUGGUUGUGUUCAUUCAUUAGAUUUAUGUAGGUGGUGUUUUUUGGCA